GUUUUGAUUACGAUUAGACAUUCGAAAUGAUAGUUGAUAGUUUAAAUUAAUGUUUUUGUUAAUGAAACUUUAGAGGCCGUCUAUGAUCGCCCCCAGUCCAAUGACGUGAGCGACAGCAGCGCUAUCACGGCCGACAGUAGGAACUAAUAACAGUAGACAAAAAUCGCUCGGCAGAUUCGUAAGGUCGGCCGAGUUUUCACGCGAUUUUCACGAAAAUGGCCUGCAAUAUAAAGCCGAUGCACAAAAGCAAACAUUUCCCGAUAGACCAGCUCGUGUGUGUCGGUAAUUAUGAGCUGGAGAAAACGAUCGGCACAGGAAAUUUCGCUAUUGUAAAACUGGCUACACAUGUUAUUACUAGGAGUAAGGUCGCAAUAAAAAUAAUAGACAAAUCGCGUCUAGACGAGGACAAUCUCAGGAAAACAUUUCGGGAAAUUGCCAUUAUGAAGAGACUGAGACAUCCGCACAUAGUUAGGUUAUAUCAGGUUAUGGAAAGCAGUCACACAAUAUAUUUAGUUACAGAAUACGCGCCAAAUGGUGAAAUAUUUGAUCACCUAGUCUCCCGCGGCCGAAUGCCGGAAUCGGAAGCGGCACACGCCUUCGCGCAAAUGGUGGCAGCGGUGGGAUACUGCCACGCGAACGGCGUCGUGCACAGGGAUCUCAAGGCGGAGAACCUGCUGCUCGACAGCAAUAUGAAUAUUAAGCUGGCAGACUUCGGGUUUAGCAACGAGUACAGCGCGGGCUCGCCGCUGGCGACGUGGUGCGGCAGCCCGCCGUACGCCGCGCCGGAGCUGUUCGAGGGCCGCCAGUACGACGGGCCCCGCGCCGACAUCUGGUCGCUGGGCGUGGUGCUGUACGUGCUGGUGUGCGGCGCGCUGCCGUUCGACGGCGGCACGCUGCACGAGCUGCGCAGCGUCGUGCUGGCCGGCAAGUUCCGCAUCCCCUACUUCAUGUCGCAAGAGUGCGAGCACCUGAUCCGGCACAUGCUGGUGGUGGAGCCGGAGCGGCGGCUGUCGCUGCGCGCCGUCGCGCGACAUCGCUGGCUGCUGGCGCGCGCGCCGCUGCCGCAUCCGCACUCGGAUAUAUCCGAAGGCGCAUGCGCGUGUCACUCUACUACAGGGAGCGAGGACACCGGUCACCGCGACACCGUGGUCGCGCAGAUGCUGACGCUGCAGCUGUCGCACCGGGAAAUAAUGCAGUCGGUGCAAGAAGAGCGCUUCGACCACAUCUCCGCGAUCUACCAUCUGCUCAUGGACAAGCUGCGGCUGAGGACCAGCUCCACUCGCAGAGAUUCGUUAGAUGCGACCACCGGACAACCAUUAGAUCUCACUAGUUGUAAGAUGGAGGAGGAGCCUCAGCCGCCGGCGCUGGUGUCGCGGCCGCUACGCGACCUCGCGCACCGCGCCGACAGCCUCGAGAAGUUCGGCGAGGGCAUGUCGGUGUCGGAGCUGGCGCCCGCGACUGCGCCCGCGCCGGCCGCGCGGCGCCACACUGUGGGUCCGGGCGACUGCCGCCGCGCGCAGGGCGGGGAGCUGGGCGUGUGCGCGUCCGCAGAUCUGCGCGCCGCGCCGCUCGGUGUGGCCGCCGCCUUUGCUCAGCAGCCUGCGCAGGCGCAGACGCAGCUGGUGUCGCUGCUGCCCAACACGGACCUGGCGGGCAAGCUGCCGGCCGUGCAGCACCAGCCGCCGCGCUACUUCAGCGUCAAGGACCAGCAUCUGCUGAAGCCGCCGCACGCCAUGCAGACUCAGGCGUCGUCAUUCGGCCGCCGCGCGUCGGACGGCGGCGCCAGCGCGCGCCGCGACCGCUCCUGCUGCAGAUCUGCGCCCGCGCAUCAUGUGUCAGACAGCGGAACACCUCAACGCGUGGACUGCGAACAAAAUGAAGAACAAAAUACUGAUUAUAAUACCAAUUUAUGCAGAUACAUGAUGACGCGCGGCAGCAGCAAGCGACACACCAUGGCGACGCCCGAGGACGCGGCCAACGUGGCCACCUCCUGCAGCACCUCCAACAUGUCGAGUACAUCGCCGUCGUCCACCGCCAGCCUGCGCGUGCGCCGCACGGGGCUGCUCACCGUCACGGAGCGCCCGCCAGUAAUAAGUCCAGAGCUAGUAAUGGAGGUCGAGGCGCGAAUGAAGAGAAACUACCUCCCGCCGUCGAUACAGGGGCAGUACGGCCCGCCUAGUCCCGGUUCGUCCCAAAACGUCCCACAAAGUCCCACACAAGGCUCCAUCACCGCUGGCACUCCAAAUUAUAACCAAAACCAGAAAAAUAUGAAGCCAGUUUUGGAAACGAUACCUCAAGGAAGCAUAAUGGGGGGGACAAAAGGGUCUAUCACUUCUGGCACCCCUGUGACCACGCAAACACCCGCUUUGGGACAAUUCUCGUCAAACCAAGGGGCACAAGGGUCGAUAACGUCCGGAACUCCUGUGGGACAGAACCAAAGUUUCGGACAAGGCCAAAACCAAAAUAUCUCACUCACACAAGGAUCCAUAUUGUCCGGAACACCUGUGUCUGGAUUCGGGACACAGAGCCAAUUUGUGACAGACAAUUCAUUUCAAAAUCAAGGUCCUGUAAUUCCCGGCGCGCCCAUGAGUCAGAGUUUCGGGAAUCAGGGGUCGAUCGUGACCGGUACAGCGAUGAAUGUUUUUGUAAGUCAAAAUCAGUUUGGACAAAACUUUGGCGCGAAUUUGGGACAAAAUCAAGGAUCAAUCGUGAGCGGCACUCCGUGCGGAUUCGGGACGCAAAACCAAUUCGUGCAACAAAACCAAGGGUCUAUAAUGUCUGGGACACCAAUGAACACAAGUAAUUUCGGCACACAAAAUCAACAAAUGACCGCGAACACAAAUUUCGGCACACAGAAUCAAAACUUCGGUGCACAAACUUCAGGGAUUCAAAAUCAAGGUUCGAUCAUGAGCGGCACACCCAUGAGUUUUGGGACUCAAAACCAAAGUUUAAACCCAUCUGGGACGCAGAAUCAAGGCUCCAUAAUUAGUGGAACACCUAUGAAUACUGACACCAGUUUUGGUACUCAAAACCAAACGCAAGCUGGCUCCAUCAUAAGUGGUACGCCGAUUGGGACGAACACAAAUUUUGGGACAAACCAACAAAACCAAGGCUCAAUCAUGACUGGGACCCCCAUGAAUUCAAACAACUUCGGGACACAGCCACAUAGUAACCAAACGUUUGGGAUAAACAAUCAAGUUUCGAGUCAGAGUUACGAUAGCAGUUUUGGGACGAAUUAUGGAAGUAGUUUUGGAAGCAACUAUGGUUCCGCGACCGGGUCUCCGGUCCCGGGCGGGUCCGGGACCGGCUACAACCAGAACCAGUACAAUACGAGGCAAAGAAAGUAUUCAGGUCCGCAGCGCGUCAAGCUACAAAUGCUGGCGACUGUACAGGAAAUGGCUCGUGAGCACGCGGAGCGCUACUCCCCGGUGCGGAGGGCGGAGUGUGAGCCUCCGCGCGCGGCGCACGAUAUCGCCUCCGCGCGGCUCGAGUACCAGCAGCUGCAGCGCGGCCUGGAGCGACGCAGCGCGCGCGCGUCGCCGCCGCCCGAGGCGAGGCUGCACACGCCGCACGCCAGCGUGCCUGGGUCGCCGACGCGCGGCUGCGGCGCGGCGUCGCUGGAGCUGGGCGCGCUGUCGGCGGAGGCGGCGCGCGCGGUGCUGGCGCGCGCGGCGCUCACGCUGUCCGACGUCGCGGCGCUCGACCUCGCCAACACCAGGGUGCUCACGCAGGAUGUGGCACUGAAGAUGGGCAUCAACCUCCACACACUACUAUCCCCGCACGUCAACAUCUCCCAAGAGAUCCUCAAAGCGAUAUCCUUCGGGAACUACUCCCUGCUUUCUGGUCACACCUCCCCCGCCAGCCCCGGCUCGCCAUUACACCAAAUAACUGAAGGACUGAGCUAUCUUCACACAGGGUCGAUAACCAGAGGCACCCCUCAAGCCAAUGCCACCCCUUUAGACCUACGAAGCAACGUCGAAAUGGAGACCCAAUACCCUCAACUACUAAUCCACCCUCAGAUACACAUGGUGACGCAUCGGUCUCUGAAUAACUCUCCUAUUUCAAACCCUGGGUCCCCCUUAGACAUGAUCCAGGAAGAAAUCAGCAACGGGUCAUUCCACGAACGACAGUUUCAGAAUUAUGUAACAACGCACCCUCAAAUCAGUUUAACAGACUGUCUCGGAUCAGAAAUUACUUUAGUAGCCUCAUCGUCCGAAGAUAGCAUGGAUAGUCUCGAAAACAAUAUGAAAUAUUCUCUACCUCAAUUCGUUAUAUCUGAACCGUCAGACUUAGAUGAUAGGCCGUCGAUAACUAAAGGCAUUGGGAGGAAAGUCAGUCAAGAAACCGAGCCGCUACCUCAGACAGAACCAAAGGCCGAGGAUUCCGAAAUGCAGUCUCCGAAAGAUGACGAAUCGAAGUUUCUGACGGAAGAUUCCAAAUCGAGACGAGGCAGCGAUAAAAGUCUGGGUUUCAGCGACGACUCGCUGAGUAACGAUUCGGCUAACGUGUCGCCGAACUGCGAGCACAAUGUGCAAUCGAUUUAUUCCAACAUUGUGUCCAUUAGCUCGGGUUUCAGCGAGAAUCGCGGCAGCUUUUCCGAACAUCGGGAGUCGUUUUCGUUUUCUGACAGAGGCAGCUUCUCCGAACGGGGUGAUUUUGGUCGAUCAUCGUUUUCGGAGAAGAGCGAUUUCGGCAGGGGGAGCUUUUCUGAGAAAGGGGAGACCCCAAGGUCCUCUAUUUCCGCUCAAGGGACCUUGGGCGAAGUUAGGGAGUACGGGGAGGACGUCUACAUGCCCAGAGACUCCAGCAGACAUUGUCUAGAAAAGUGCGACGAGGUUGAAAACGAAGAUAUAGAUAAACUCCAAAGAUCCACAAUGGAUUUGAGGUUGACAGAAAUCUGUAGGCCGGAAGAGAAAAUCCCUAUACUGUUGAGUCCCCAAAAAGUAUCUUGUGUACAGGAAUAUUACGAAGUGACGUUAUCUACGGUCUGUUCCAAGUUAGACUCCCAAAGAAUCGUUGAAUUGCUCAAGGACGCGAUCAACAGCAAGGUGCCUCCUCAGAAUAUAUUUGUAGAAACACAUCAAAAAGAAAGUGAUGACACAGAAGCAUUGACUGGGUUUUUGAAUCUGGAAUAUUCCGGUGGGAUCCAGAUUGAAUUGGUUGUGUGUGAGAAUAAGCUGAAGGAGAAAAAGGGGUUGAAAAUGAGGAGGAUUUCAGGGGAUCAGAGGGAGUAUGGGAAGUUAUGCCAGCAAUUGAUUACAAGCUUGACUGUGUGAAGUCCGCUAUUGCGCUACGGAGACAAUAUGUAGAGACGAUUUUUGAAAAUUUUAACAUUUGCCAAUGAUAAAAACCAUAGAAGUUCUUCUUACGCUCGGUAUGUAUAUAGAAAGUUCUUGGGUGAAAUUUAAAAAUAUUCUAAUUUUAGAAAGGCAUUUUUAAAGAAUUUCAAGGUCGCAUCGCAUCAAUGACAGAACGAAAUAAAAGUUCAAAUAGUCAAGUUCACUCGAUAGCCAGUGCCACGAAAGAAGUCGCCGGACAGUCGAUGACAACUACAACGUGGCCUAUCUAUCAUUGAUAGUUCCACAUAUAGCGUAAAACUUCAUUCGUGGCGCGGACUCUUUCUUCGAGGUUAAUCCUAAUUUUGUAAAGUCCGUUGUUUCCUAAGAGUUCUAACAUGUAAACAUUCUUCUGAAAAUAAAUCAAAUAUUAGUUCAAACAUACAAAUUUUAGAGUCCACGUAAGAAGUGCUGCAGACGUGGCGCUACUGUCGCUGCAAACAGCACUGUGGCCUAUCUGUUAAUGAUAGUUCCUCAUAUUGCCACGGGCCUUCUUUUGUGGUAGGAGCUGUAAAACAUUUAUUAACAACUAAUUACAUUAUUUAAAAAGUCAAUUCUAAUUUAUAUUGUGUAAAAUCGUAAAGACUUUGUGAGAUUGUUUACAAAAUGAGACUUGUAAAAAAAAAAGAAGCACAUAUAAUAACCAUUUUCUGUCUAUGGGCUGAAAAUAUGUGCCUAUUUUGAAGGCCCGUAAAUUGAAAUCAAAAACAUUAUAACAUUAUUAAAAGUACAUAACGUGAGAAAUAUACGUAAUAAAUUAAAAUAUCGGUUAAAUAUUCACAUGUGAUAUUUCGUGUUGCAAUGGCAAAAAAAUGUAGUUAGUUGAAAAUCCGUUUCCGACAAUCGACACCAGCGUCGAUGAGAACACGUAUUUUUAUUUAUUGUUCACAAAAUUCGUUCAAAAAUUCCUAAAACUUGCAUUUACUUCUGCAAGACCAUUCCUAUAUAUAUUAAACCUUUUUUUAUAUUAAUGAAAGCCUCUCCUGGCUCUUCUGAACUUCCUCCGUCCGUCGUGUUUUUCCUAUCAUUCCAAUUAAUAUGAAAAUUUAUUGACUUUUAUGAAAUUUAUAGGGAGCUAAGCGCAAGUUAUACAAGUUAUACGAGACAAAUGGACAUGCUUAUUUUUUAUUAGUAACAUAUUCGCGUUAAAAGCCACGAAUAUACUACAUUUGACGCUCAACAUAUCGUCAUGUUGCGCGUCAAAUGUUCCUUAGUGUAUGCAUGUGAAUACACGCGAAAUGUGUAUUGAAUUUACAUUUUUGUGCAAUACUUCAAUAAAUAAAUAGGUGAGUAUAUUAUAUUUUUAAUGGAUUGCGAUAACUUACACUCAGUUCCUGAAUCAUUUCCAUUCUAAUAUUCCUAUUGUAAAAAUAAUAUUCGAUCUUAGAAAAAUAUGUGCGCAUAUCCCGAACAAAAUACGGUUUCGUAUCUGUAAUUUUAAAAUACCUCAUAUUAGUCCUAAUUGCAAUGCAAUUGAGUUGUGACGUACUGUAUAACAAUACACAUAUACAUAUUGUACCUAAAAAAAAAUGACAGUCGAUCUUCGACGAAAACGCAAUACGAAAAUAAAUAUUUAAGAAUCGACGUGCUCCAAUUUCUGGGGCCUGUUUUGCUGUCAAGCUAAUGUCAGUUUGACAUUUCAAACGUCAAAAUGACAUUAACUAAAUAGCGAGUGUAAAAUAAGAUUGUAUAUAAUAAACUUGUAUCUUUUACUGCACAUAUCUGUAUAUGAUGUUAUAGAGUUUAUUUAUUCCAAAAAUAUUACAAUUCUAGACGAUAAUUCCAUUCUAGCAAGGGUUAAUUAUUAAGCAACUUUGUAAAUAGUUAGUUUAAGGUUACUUUUUUCUGUGACGGGAAAAAAUUGCGAUUUCUGAUUUAUUAUAAAUACAAAAACAAAUAAGUUCUACAGUAAACGAUAUAUCGUAAUCGCAACCAAAGUAAAAACCGUUUUUCCCAUUGAUAGAUACGUUUGAAGUUGGUUAUACCAAGUUGUUAUACAAUAUUUGGGAACAAAAUAGUGUACGAAACAUAGAUGAUUUGGAUCAGAUCAGAUGAUUAUCCUUUUUUUCAACGAUCAGUGUCUUAAAAACUUGAGAUUCAGAACUAAGAUUGCACUAAUGUAAAUAGGGUGAUUGCCUGAAGAAAAAACAAAAAACGUAAUGAAACUUGAUAAUUAAAUGUCGCUUCAAAUGGCUAUUUGACUGGGUGAUAAUAAAAUGCAUAAAGGUAUUUUAAUAAUCAAAGACGUUAAUCUAAUGUCACUAUAAUUUGUUAACUUUAUUCGUUACGCGAUUUAGGUAAUAUUUUCUUUUUCUGAUUAAAGUGUAUUAAGAAUAUUGACUCCAAAAAUUCAAAUUCAAAAUUCUUUAUUCAAUUUAGGAUGAUAUACAUCACUUAUUGACGUCAAAAAAUUACUUAAACUAAGUCUACUGCCGACUUCCAAAGCGCAAGUGAAGAAGAAGCGGCGCAACAAACUUCACCGCAGCCUUUUCUCCAAGGACGUCAAUUAACAAAUAUAGGUCUUAUAUAUAUAUUAAAAAUUAGGAGGACGAAUUUACAUCAUUAUUAAAAAUGUCAAAAAUUUGAAUAAAUAAAUAAAUAAAAUAAAAUAUGUAUUUCCAGUAAAAUUAUUGAAAAUUGUCACACAAAAUAAAUAUCGGCGCAUAUAUACCGUGAUGUCACAAAUAACAAAAUAAAUUGUGACAUCACGGUAUAUAUGCGCCGAAAAUUGGCAAAGUAAGGACUAAGUUAUAAACACUACAGUAAUUAGUCGAGUAUCAUUGUAACACUUGGUUGGCGAAUAAAUAAUAUGAAUAUCACUGUCAUACCGUGUACAUUAUAAAUAUGAUAAUAUAUAUUUAGAUUUACAUUUAAAAAGUACCUGAGUGACAAUUUGUAAAAUAAUAAUUCGUCAAUUUUGUUUAUUUGUAUGAUACUAUUUUCAGUUCUCAUUCAAGUGUCCAUAUUAAUUCGGAGCGCUUUUUCCCUUCUGUUCCAUUUGCUUUAACAAGCCCCAUAUAAAUUACUGGUUUAAACAUUUGUAUAAGAACAUGUGACUCGGUUUGUUGGCGACCACCCUAUUUAAUUAUAUUUAGUGGAAUUUUCCCAUUGACAUGCCUAUUUUAGUUCCUAAUUAUUGCACACGACUAUGAUCGUUCGUUUGUGAGAUCUGACGUGUAGUGAUGUGCGAAUGAAAUGCAAGGUGAUUGUUAAAUAAAUAGAUAUAAAAUUGGCUUUUUGACUGUGAAAUAAAUAAAAUGCAUAAUGUUGUUUAAAUAACCAAACGCAAUAAUUGAAUUUCACUUUAAUUAAUGUAAAUUAAAUGAUCUUCGUUCAAGUAUAAUUCAUCUAAAACAGUGACGAAAUUUCGACAACUUUUCAUAUAGGUACGUGUCUUUGACAUUUUGAAAAAGUUCUUCUUUGAUUGUUGCAAAAUACAAAGCCUUGCUUCAAGCCAAAUGGGGAAAUAAAAAACAAUCUUAAGUCACGAAUAAAAAUGGCAUGUUACAUGCCAGCGAGAAAAUCUCCAUUUUUGAAAAUGUAUUAGGUAUGUAUCUAAUAAAUGUAUUACCUAGGUAUCUAUAUAAUUUUAUCUUGUAAUACUUUUAUUCUUUUAGUAUAUAUCGUUGUUUCUAAUAUAUACAUUACGCAUUGUGGACCAAUAAUACCAAUAUUGGUUAAUUUAGACCUUUUCUUUUGGAAGUAGUUAACAUAAAUCAGUUACUAAAAUAGGUUAAAGUUGGAUGGUCUUUUCCCGAAAUUCAUUCAAAUUCUGAUUAGAAAAUUUUCACAAAUAUAAUGUCCGUUUAGAAAAUGGCACAUCGCUAUUAGUCAUUAAUACGAGAGAUAAUCACCUUGGAUCUCAUUUAUUUUUCCUCUUCGCCGUACUGUUUGAACUUUGUCCAGUUCUACCGUGCGACAAUGACAUACGUCAAAUUUGACAUUUCAUUCUCAGCCAAUCAGCAAAAAUAAUAUUUGGCGCGGAUUUCCGAUUUAAUGAUGAGCUAUCAAAAAUAAUUUUGCACUUUAUUUUAUAAUUUACCUAUAAAUUAUACCGAAUCAGAAUAUAAGAGUUUGUUAAAAAAAUUGUAUCUCGCUCGCACAUCACUCACGGGCAUAGACGAAGUAGCAUAGACAUUUGCCAUAAGGUACGUAGAGCCAGAUUAUCAAAUUUUAAAACUCUGUAAAUAUUAUUUUAAUAAAUGAUUCCGAAUCGGUAAUGUUA
This is a messenger RNA of Plodia interpunctella (Indianmeal moth), 9561 nucleotides long. It is a transcript of the gene Sik3, whose product is annotated as Salt-inducible kinase 3. The record is from RefSeq and is a predicted model, not a curated record. Gene Ontology annotation, molecular function: protein serine/threonine kinase activity; ATP binding. Gene Ontology annotation, biological process: protein phosphorylation; intracellular signal transduction. Bases 216 to 5276 code for a protein of 1686 amino acids. Lineage: Eukaryota; Metazoa; Arthropoda; Insecta; Lepidoptera; Pyralidae. The transcript is spliced from 23 exons. Gene Ontology annotation, cellular component: cytoplasm.